GACCAGGGCAGUCUCCCGUUUGCUUCACCGCCCCCUCCUGAAAUUAGACAACAGACUCCUGAGAAGGCCAAAACACCAACAGAGAGGAAAAGAAAAAGGAAAAAUGCCAGUGCGGAAGAUGGAGUGCAAGGAAAGCAAGGCAAGGCAGAUAGUGCCAAGAAGAUAAAUGAAUAUUUUAGGGGAGGAAGCCCAGGUCGGGGAACACGGAACUCCCCCAUUCCAAUGUACCCUGCGUCCCCCGUCAUGUUUGCCCAGUCUCCAAUGCAGGGGAGCAACAACAGUAACUCACAGGAGUUUCAGUCGAUGUUUCCAAAUGCGGGAAGCCAAAAUAACGACUCUUCAAUGAGGCCAGUACAGCCGGACACCAGUCACAGCCAACUAGGGAACAUGAACGCUCAGCCCCCGCCAAAUGAUGUGAGGGAUCAAAAAAUACAGGAAUAUUCAAAGCAAAUUGAUGAACUAAGAAGGCAGCUCACAGCCCAGCAAAAAUUAAUAGACAAAUACAAAGAGACACAAAACAGAUGUCUAGAAAAGACCAAGAAACUGCUAAUAGAAAAGAGUGAUAUGGAGAAGAAGGACAGGCGGCAACAUGCAAUGGAGAACAGGCUGCGGCUGGGCCAGUUCCAGACCCAGCGCCAAGGGACGUCCUUCGUGGAAAACUGGGUGGACGGAUAUGCAUUUACAGAUGUGAUAAAGCGUCAGGAAAGGAUAGGAGCAGAGCGAGAAGAAAUAGACCGACAGCGGAAAUUGUUAAUGAAAAGAAAACCUUCGACAGGAGGGACUAGCAGAGGAUCGAGCAAAAGUCAAGAUGGAUUCUUAAAGCCUGCCGAAAAAUCUCAAUUAUCUCUCGGCGGGUUUUACGAACAGGACGAGAUUCUGAAGCUGCGGCAAGCAGCACUUAAAAAAGAGGACACUGACUUACAAUCCGAGCUGGAAAAAUUAGAACGGGAGCGCAAUUUACAUAUCAGAGAACUCAAACGCAUUCACAAUGAAGAUAACUCCAGAUUCAAAGAACACCCAGUAUUAAACGAUAGGUACCUCCUGCUCACCCUUAUAGGAAAAGGGGGGUUUAGUGAGGUUCACAAGGCAUUUGACCUGAAAGAGCAGAGGGAUGUGGCUUGUAAGAUUCACCAGCUGAACAGGGAGUGGAAAGAUGACAAAAAAGUGAACUAUAUAAAACAUGCUGUACGGGAAUACAAUAUACAUAAGACACUGGAUCACCCAAGAAUAGUAAAACUCUACGACGUGUUUGAAAUUGAUAUUGAUUCAUUUUGUACAGUUCUAGAAUACUGUGAUGGCCAUGACUUGGAUUUCUAUCUCAAGCAGAGUAAGAGUAUACCUGAGAGGGAAGCCCGCUCUAUAAUAGUGCAGACAGUCAGCGCCCUGAAAUACCUGAACACGAUCACGCCGCCAGUCAUACACUAUGAUCUUAAACCAGGAAACAUUCUACUAGGACUCGGCAUGGUGAGUGGGGAAAUCAAGAUCACAGAUUUUGGUUUGAGCAAGGUGAUGGAAGGCGACACCUACAGUCCAGACCAUGGCAUGGAUCUCACUUCACAGGGCGCUGGGACAUAUUGGUACUUACCUCCUGAGUGUUUUGUUGUUGGUCGUGAACCACCAAAAAUUUCCUCAAAAGUAGAUGUCUGGUCUGUAGGGGUGAUCUUUUAUCAGUGUCUGUAUGGCAAAAAGCCAUUUGGUCACAACUUGUCACAAGCUGCCAUUCUAGAAGAGAACACAAUCUUAAAAGCAACGGAGCCUCAGUUCCCCUCCAAGCCUCCAGUCAGCAACGAGGCCAAGUCUUUUAUUCGUACCUGUUUACAGUAUAAAAAGGAGCUUCGUCCAGAGGUUCUUCAGCUAUCAGAACAUGAUUAUCUUAAGCCUGUAGCAAUGAAAUCCAAAGACAAGGCAGACUCGAUGUCAAUGUGAUUCUAUCUAGGGCAGUAGCACAAUAUUACCACUCAAGGCUUCAGUCACAAGUGCACGGAUAGCAUAAGAUUGUUUACAGUUGUUUGAAUGAAGAUGAUACAUGUGCUGACAUCUUCAAUUGUGGGCUGAUAACAAGUGCUGACCCCUACAGUUGUGGGUGGAUAGAUACAUGUACUGACACCUACAGUUGUAGGUAGAUGUAUAAAUGUGCUGGCACCUUCAGUUGUGGACAGAUAGAUACAUGUGCUGACCCCUACAGUUGUGGGUGGAUAGAUACAUAUACUGACACCUACAGUUGUAGGUAGAUGUAUAAAUGUGCUGGCACCUUCAGUUGUGGACAGAUAGAUACAUGUGCUGACAUCUACAGCUGUGGGCAGAUAGAUACAUGUGCUGACACCUUCAAUUGUAAGCAGAAAUAUACAUGUGCUGACAUCUACAGUUGUGGGCAAAUAGCUACAUGUGCUGACACCUUCAGUUGUGGGCCGAUAUAUACUGUGUUUGCUUCAGGACAAUGAAUGGACACAGUUAAGUUUGAGUAUGAACUUAAAGAUAAUGUGAAGACAACUCAUCCAGUGUCCAGUCCAUGUACUGUAUCUCAGCCAGUGGUAAUUACUUUUAUUUUAGAAGUUACCAGCGAAUUGAAGGAUGACAGAGCUUUCGAUGGUGCAUUCACAGUGCAGACGGUUGAAGAGAAGAUGGAUCAGCGUAAGAACAAACAGUUGCAAUAUUUUAAAGAACGUAGAAACAUUUCACCUUGAUAUUGAUCUUGAACUUGCCAUAUCUUCACUGCUGGUCACAAUCUUCGCCAUUGCUCAGUAUCUCCCAGUAGUAGCCAGUGGAGUUUAGGUCUUGUUCACUGCAGACAUUUUUAGAUCAUGGAUGCCUAUUUUAUCUCAUCUUGGUGCUUUGAACUCUUGUGGUGCCCCCUAUAGAUACUCCACACUAUGGCAGCAUGGGAAGGCACGGGGGUUAAGGAAGACUUGAUUUGGCCAAUUGACCUCCAUUGUAUUAUGGGUAUUUCGUGUAAAACACUUCAUGUGCUGGACAGAUACAUGAACAAACAUGCUAAUACAAGGGCUGAGAAGACACUGCUGGAGAAGUAUGCAUGGACUGCCAUCAUAGGAGUGUAUCUGGCACCCCUAGGACUGCAGAAUAGACUUGCCCAGGCAUGUGAUUAACAUUUCAGCAUGGGAGAGUUCAAUUUGGAUGCCAAGGAGAGGAAGGUUGUGAAGAGUAUCGAUUUGUGGAUGCAAGGGAUAUCUGGUGAGUGACGAGGGCUUACUCUUUAAAAGUAGUGGCCUUAAAUAUGAACACUUCAUAGCAGCUGUGGCCCUGAGCACAAACUGUUCUUCUUGGGUUACAAACUAUCCAAAGAAACUGAAUUGGCAUUUCAAGAAUACAGCGACUUCAUUUACAAGAACUUUGUAACGGGGAAAAUGCACGAUGGAUGCAGUGAAGCAAACAGACUGAUAUUGAUUGAGGAUAGAAACAAUGAGAUGUGAGUCACGGGAAAGAUGAAUAUAAAAGAGGACUUCCUAUUGGAUUACAUGGAAAAAAGAAAGAUGGAUUUUACGAGUGAAAAGAUUUUCUAAGGAUAUUUGUGAGGUGGAUGUAGACUGUGCUGUUUAAUACAUACCAUAUCAUCAUGCAAAAAUGUGUUUCGUUCAUAUAGAACAGGAGUAUACUAUUAUUCAUGCUUUUCAUAUGGACCAAGUGGUUGAGGAAGUGUCUUGUUAUUACUUGUUCUGCCAUCUUCAGUUGAUUUAGGUGGCUUAGUAUGUGCUGCCACCUAUUAGAAAAACUUAAAAACAGAUUUGGGUAAAGUGCAUGCUGUCGCCAUUAUAAUGAGAAAAACUUGUAAAACUUGACGUGUUGCAAUAUGAAGAAGUGAAAAUGACAAAAAAUAGUUAUUUCAUAGUUCUUGAAAUAAUUUUAGGAUUCUUUUUAUACAGAUGUCAUUGUAAGUGUGCUAUGAAAAAAAGAGAACUGUCAUUUUGUUUUGAAUUCUUAACUUUCAACUUUUUUAGCCCAAAAAAGUUCAUGUCACAACUAAAAUAAAAUUGACAAUAUUCAGUCUAUCUUUCCCCCCUUUUUCUAGAGAUUCUCCCAUCUUGUUUUCAACUUAGAAAAUAUACCAACGUUCAUAGAUAAAUGUUAAAUCAAGGAACGCUAAUACCACCCCCACCCCUCUCAGUAGCUUAUGAAAGAAGUUGUUUUACUGAUCUUACGUUUAUGUAAGACAAGGAUGUAUGUGGCGAGGGAGAGAUGACGUGGUAGAAGAUGUCAAAUCUUUAUUCCAUGCUUGCAAGGGCACUUUUUAAUAAAUGCUGGAGAACUGUU
Messenger RNA from Lingula anatina, 4266 nucleotides. RefSeq names its product serine/threonine-protein kinase tousled-like 2. Gene Ontology annotation, biological process: chromosome segregation; peptidyl-serine phosphorylation; intracellular signal transduction. Gene Ontology annotation, molecular function: protein serine/threonine kinase activity; ATP binding. NCBI's taxonomy places the organism in Eukaryota, Metazoa, Brachiopoda, Lingulata, Lingulida, Lingulidae. Gene Ontology annotation, cellular component: nucleus. The record is from RefSeq and is a predicted model, not a curated record.